Ostrea edulis (European flat oyster) is the source of this 5838-nucleotide messenger RNA. RefSeq lists its product as uncharacterized. Bases 573 to 1631 code for a protein of 352 amino acids. NCBI's taxonomy places the organism in Eukaryota, Metazoa, Mollusca, Bivalvia, Ostreida, Ostreidae. The transcript has 6 exons. The record is from RefSeq and is a predicted model, not a curated record. Gene Ontology annotation, molecular function: growth factor activity.
GUGUGUGUGUGUGAACUUCUUAUUUUAGAACGGAAGUUGAUGGGUCGCCCUGUACCGAUGGUUUAUAUCACCUGCGAAAUAUACGUUCGUUAAUGAUGGACAGCGGAGGGAUUGGAAGUGGUAUUUAAAUUUGUUAAAAUCCCCCAUUUAACAAAAGCGAUUUAGUCAACAAUGAAUACCGUCUACCAUCUGCUCAGGGAAGCAGUUGCUGGAUUUCUCGUUAAGUAUUAGGAUAUUAGCUGUACACAUUUGCCCAGUUUGGACUGCAGUCAAACAACAUUCAAUAUAAAAGAAAUGGUGCAAUUUGACGAUAUGGAGUGACGAAACACUGGAGGUUGUAUGGGACUGCUUUACGCGCUGGAGGUUGUCUGUUUCCAGUCCACACUAGGGGUAGCCGUGGCCAUUUUGUGAUUGAUAGGAAGAAAACAAACAUCUGGGUGUUUGUAAUUAAGAUAUGAAAGGAACAGAUGAAUGUGUCUCAGUGAAGACAGGGGCCAGGUGACAUUUGCUGAACUCCGGAAGUUAAGGCAAAGAAAACCUAACCUAACUGUAAGGAUUGUCUUCAUUAAGAAAUGAGAAAACUUGUUCCUUUAUGGUGCAUACUGGAGCUCUGCUCUUUGGCAAUAUCACAACACGAGCAAUUGUUCAGGUUGACGAAAGACGGAAGAGCCAACUCAAAUCAUUCCAAUACCGUCAAUAUUCACAACUUUCUAGAAGCUGAGCGCAGGAAAGACUACAUUAGGCGACAGAUCUGUCAUAUAUUGCAAUGCAACUCAAAAGCAGGACCACCUCCUCCAACUUCAACUCUGAAACCGCCUGUGCCGAAGGACAACAUAGCUGAUAAUCCUAUUCUCUCCGAGCCUGCAGAUUUUACAAACGAUACUAGCUGUAUGCAGUUCCCCAUACCAAUCGAUUAUCUGGACCCAAAUGUGAAACUAGGUGAUGGAGAUAUUCAAGUUUUCAUAAAAGUGAAGAAACGAAAAAAUAGGAGAAAACGAAAGGUUUCUCUAAAGGUGUCGCUCAUUGAGGACAGCAGUAAUCAAACUGUAAUAGCCAGUAGAAAAUUUAAGCUGAGAAAAACAGAAUGGCAAAAUAUUCAUCUCCCAUCAGUUUUAAUCAAAUCUAUACAGCGGAGGAGGAUGAGGGUUUUAAGAGUGUGUAUACGUUGUAUCCGGUGCAGAAAGGUGAGGGUGGAGUUUCCAUUGAAAAUAAGAUCCAAGAGAAGACGAAAGAAGAAGUCACGUGGUCGAAAAAUGAGAAAACGAAAAUUGAGAAAAAAUCGACCAAGAUUGUUAUUGUUUUCCAAAAGAGUAGAAUCUUCUGUGAGAAAUCGCAGACAUACGUUGAAUGACUGUAAAUGCUGUAAGCAUGCCCGUUUUGUUCCAUUUAGUAGUUUACAGUUACCUCAUGAAGUUGCAUUUCCCAACGGUUUCACUUAUGAAGAAUGCACACAGACCUGUGAGAAAAAUAACGUCAUGUUGCAGAGCUACAGUGCCGGAAAUGAUCCCACUACAUGUAACUCAGUGGAAAAGAAACCUCUUAAUCUGAAUAUAAAGUAUAAAGAUGGCAUAGAAUUCACUCUAGCUAUACCAAACGCUAGAGUAACCAAAUGUCAGUGUCAUAUACAAUGAUAAGUAUUAGUUUGAUUUGUUUGCAUUAACGGGUAAUUGCAUAUACAGUAUUGUUUGUUUGGGUGUGUCUGUGUGUGUGGAACUCUCUGGAGUCCGCGGAUAAAUAACAUGUUGUGAUUGGACGGUUGCCUUGAAAUGUUAAAUGUUGUUCAUACGCACUUGAAGUGAAUCUCCCCGAGGUGAAAGUUGUUGUAUUAACUACCGAAUUAUCUCUGUCACUUUACAUUUGUUACACAUAUACUGUUGGCUCAAAGUGUUCUCCAAGUGUACAUGUUGCUAUUUUUUUAAGAUUCUGUAUGCCAACGUGAAGUACUAUUUUUAUUGUAUUUCGUGCGUCUGUAUUAUUGUGAUAGGUGACGGAAUGUGUUUACAGUUUUUAUACAAUGACUCAGCUUCAUUGCUAUUCUACCGAAUAAUCAUGAUUUUACACAAUUUUCAUUUAGUUUUCACAUUGUAGUUGAUAGACUGGUAUCUAUUUGUCAAUCACAAUCUUUUUUGCAAUGUUCGUCUUUUAAUUAAGUUUAUUUUCUACAAACACAAAACGUUGAAUUCAAUGUGUCCUAGAGAACGUGGUGUUGGCCACUGCUUUAUAUUUCCCAUGGUCCAGACCUGACUGUCACCUCUUGUGAUACAAAAUCUUUUAUUAUUGGUGGGAAACGAUUAAAAGACACCUCACAAAAAAGAAAAGAAAAAACACUUUAAUUUCUCACGGACAAUUUCACACGCAGUUUGCUCUUUGGAAGGCGAUUCUUUUCUGAAAAUUAAAUCGAACUUAUCUGCCCUUCUAAAUGUUUGCAAAAUAUUCCACAAUUCGUUUUAAGUGACGCAUUAAAUAAAGAUAAUGGCAUUUAUCCGAUGGCAAGCACAUGUGAUGUUGAUAUUACAUCGGUUAUUGACACGUAUACGCACAUGCGCAAUCAAUGCACCACCAUGUAACGUCCAUGAUGACUGUCACGAAGUCUGUAUUACUCUCCAGUUUGACGGCGCCAAGCCGUAGCUCUUUCGUUACAUUAAAAGUCACUGAAACGUAAUUUCUUAGCUUAGGUUUCACAACAUAUCCUUACUAUGGAUUGGGAAAUGCAAUUACGAUUUUUAAAUCAUAUAUUGCUAAAAGGUUGCAUUCGUUCAUUAGGUUAGCUUUUAUUUUAUGAAAAUCGUUUUAGGUCAUGUUUAAAGACAUCCUUCUUGGGAUAUUCAUCACGAUUAUUUAUUGACAUUGAAAUGUUUGCCGGUGUUAUUCUAAUGAUAUUAUUUGUUACAGAAGAAUUUCUGAAUUUUAUGAUUAUAUACCCAUUUUAUGAAUGGAAUUGUUUUAUGUGAUACUAUAUAUAUAUAUACAUGUAUGAUACGCAAGAUGGCGAUUAUUAUAUGUUUGCUCCAACUAGUAUUUCCUUAACUCGAAUCCGAUAGGUGUUGGCACUGUAAAAAAAAAAAAAAACCCACCUCACUGCUACAGCCCCUUGCGUCAUGCAUAGGUCUAAAUUUGUGCCCCUUUAUCUACAGUUGAAGACGUCUUCAAGGAUAUCUGAAGAGACGUAAAAUAAAGAAAAACAAAAUUCAGAAGAUAGGGUGUUGACACUAAAAGCAUGCAUUGAAUAGUAAGGUGGUCAUCAAAAAUGAAAGAUGGAUAGAAUUGAGACGAAGUGUACCAAACACAUUGCAGUUUUAUAUUCUGUAAUGUAAAAGAUAUAUAUUUUACAAUACUUUAUUUUCGCAAUCUUUCCUGGCCUGUUGUACAGGGAAACAUGAUUUUGGUAAAAACACAAUUUGCUCUGAAUGCAUAAACUAUUUUUUGUCUGUGUCAUUUUACCCGUUUAGUACUUGAUUUAAUUAGACAUCAGAUAAAAUUAAAGGUAAUUAUUCAACAUUUUUGCAUUCAUUGAGACUAUCUAAAUUUAAUUUGUCAGCAUAAUUUUACAACAAAUUAAAAUUGUGUACAUGGUACCUGUAACAAAUAUUUUUGUAAUUGGGGGGUCAUCAUUUUUCAUUUAAAAGGAACAAAAACAAGGGGUAAUUAUGCUCUUAUGUACUGCGUAUAAAUUUGUUCAGUUUAUAUCAUGUUCGUAUUAUAUUGUUUCUGUUUAUCAUAAUCACAUGCGCAUCAUUACUUAUUGCCAAAUAAGGAAACCAUUUUAAUGAAAUCAACAUGAUUUCAAAUUCAUCGGUAAAUCCUCAUUGACGAACGCUUUAUUCACUUUCGUGACAUGGACAAAAUUCCUGAUCUUACAUAAUUUCAACUUAAACAAUGCAACACAGUGAUAAUGUAACGUGAUCAUUUAGAUCGAUCUCGUUUCUCAUAUUCGUCGUAAAUUUCUGAAACUCCACUAAUCAGUAAAAGGUGCUCGUCUAAUGGUAAAAAAGUUAAAGAAAGGUAAACUAUGAAGAAGGGAGGUGUGCUUGCUAGUGUACUUUAUCGGCCGGGUUCGGUAUGUCUCUCGUGUACUCCCAUUAGCCGAUGAAUUAUGUACAUAACGCAGGUCUAAAAUCUCCCUCGACAUGAAUGGCCUCUUCUCCUUUACUUUGGGAGAACCCCGCCAAACGUUUGCAUGUAAUAUUUCACCUUCUGCUUUUCUCCGAAAGUAUGCACACCAUUAGGUGUAGUUAAGCGAUCAGAAAAGCUAAAUGAAAUAGUACGGUUAAAAGAAUAGGAAUCUCGCUUCCAACAUGCGCCUGGUAAUUUCGCUGUCAUUGCUGCCUGUCGAGUUUCAUACCGAUUGUUAGGCCGUUCUUGGCACAUUGAUUUCACUAGGGAUUAUUCCGUUUACCUGUUUAAGAUAUAUAAGGCUCACGACGGGUGUGACUGGUCGACGGGGCAUGCUUACUCCUCCUAGACACCUGGUCUCGCUUCUGGUAUCCAGGGGUGUGUGUUUGCCCAACUCUUUAUUUUGUAUUCCUUAUAGGAGUUAUGAGAUUGAUCACUGUUCGUUGUCUUCACUUUUCAUCAUUUGAUAUCGGGAGAUGAGAUUUAUGAAAAAAUUACAUUUAUAGAUAUGAGCCGAGGCAACCAUUCAAAUCCUAUAUUUACCGUAUAGCGGUUUUUUCCGUGGGGUGAUAAACUUGGCUUAUUUUAGCGGUUAGAGAUCUUUCCGCCAAAAUUUCACUCGCCAAAUAUCCACCCAAUUACGAUUUCAGUAUUUGUAAGAGAGAUAGUUUUCCCUAUCCGCCAAAAUUGAUUCCGCUCAAAUUAUUAGCAUACCUUUGAUUCAGCAAAUCGCCAAAUUUUAGGCCCGCGAAAAAACCCUGUUAUACGGUUAAAUUUCGUGGAAAUAGUAUGUCAUGGUAUAGUAUCAAACAUUAAAUUUCGUCUGAAUUAAAUUCCGUGAUUUUGUGUUCAAACAAUCAUUCAGGGGUGUGAUUUUUCCUCUUUUCAGAGGAAAUCCUCUGAUUUGCUCAAUUUUUGAAAAAAUGUAACAUUCUGGGUUUCAUGUUAAGUGACAGAAAAUGAUAUUUUUCCAGGUAGGGUGAGGUGUUUUCCUCUCAUUUUGACCAGUUUUCCCUCUGAUUUCUGGAGAAUUCAGUCACAUCCCUGUUCAUUGAUAUUUGAAUUUUUGAAACUAUAAGAACAUCAGCAAAACAUGUAUGUUUUGCAAACUGCAUCUAAGAAAUGAACUACUUCAUACGACGAAUGACUCGCACAAUGGUCAAUAACUGUUGAAAUAUUGAUUAUAAAUAUGAUAUAUCAUCUGAGUGACCUUGAUCGUUACAAAUUGACUUUGACCUUUGUCUGAAAACCAUUUGCCUGAUACCUGUUUACGUGAUAAAUGAUCAAUACCUGUUCAAGAAAGGUAUGUGGUCUGCGUGACAUUGACUUUUCCAAAAUGACCUUGGCCCUAAAGUCCCUGUCCCAAUGAAUAAUUGUGAUCAAUUUCUGAUAGAGGUUUUAAAAGAUACAUGUAUGAGCUGGGACGGACGGACGGACGGACAGUCACAACAGCGACUCUAUGUUCCCACGAAAAAAAUUCAGGGAGCAUACGAUUAUAAUUAAGAGCUCCUGAUGUGAAUAACGGAACACUGCAUCACCUUUCAUUAUGUAUACUGAAUCCAACAACCUCAAAACACAUAGAGGUCGGUAUAUAUAGCGUUGCAAAAAUGAUAUCAGAUGUAUGAACCCGUACAUAACUGAGCAGGAAGAGGACUUGUAAUUGUUUAGUUGAUACAUUUGUUUUGUUUCUGAUGUACAAGUAAUAAAUGAUGGAUUUUAAAAGCA